Molecule: messenger RNA, 3882 nt
Organism: Ailuropoda melanoleuca (giant panda)
Lineage: Eukaryota; Metazoa; Chordata; Mammalia; Carnivora; Ursidae
Gene: CCDC80
Product: coiled-coil domain containing 80
Exons: 8
Coding region: 855-3725 (956 amino acids)
Biological process (GO): positive regulation of cell-substrate adhesion; extracellular matrix organization
Cellular component (GO): basement membrane
Source: RefSeq, a predicted model, not a curated record
GAGAACAGCCCUCUCCUUCCCCACCGAGUCCACUCUCACAACAUUUGCUGAAGUGGGAAGGAGGUGGUGUUUUGCUGAUCUGUUUAAUUCUUAGUGAAGUUUCCUUGAUUUCCAGCCGCUGCUGUUGUUUGAGUUUGGUUUGGAUCAAAACUGAGGUUGUCCUGGCAUUUCUGGGACCGGGUCCAGGCAAGAGGAAGAAGAAAAAGAAGGAGAAGGAAAAGAGGAGGAAAACAAAACAAAACAAAAAAAAGGUGGGGAGAAAUAAAGGAGGGGAGAAGCGCAGGAAAAGAAAAAAGUCCUUUUUCAACAUCACAUUCCUGUGUUUUCUCUCAGCCUGGAAAACAUAUUAAUCCCAGCGCUUUCACGCUCGGAAACAAAGGGACUCAGCCAGACUGUGGGGGAAAGGGUGAUAAGAAGGAUCCUGGAACUCUAAAGAGAGAAAGAGCAAGAUCCAGGAAUAGCUGGGACUUCACUUUCAGGGGCGCCCUGUGUUGUUGGCACAGGGGACUGGCACACACAGACACACGAGCGCGAGCAGAAACUACAGACAAAUGGAGAUGCAAAGACUCACAAGGACAGCUCCUUUCCCCUCAUCCUACUUGUCAAGAAGGUGAAAAGACAGCCAGAGGAAAGAAGAAAGCAGCUCGGCCCUCAGGUCAGGACAGGCUGCGGGUCCGUGGCUCUUUGGAAGCCGGGGCUGCAGCACACCCCCCUUUGUACUGCUCAGCCGUGCGAAGGAGAAAGAGGCUUGGGAGGAAAAGUAUUUCAUCUAGGAAACUGUCCUGGGACCACACUUCAGAUUGCCUUUUAAACCCUCUGCAUUCCAUCUCCAUGAGCCACAGUUGGAUUGCACAAUGACAUGGAGAAUGGGACUGAGUUUUACCAUGCUGUUGGCAAUGUGGCUGGUGUGUGGAUCAGAACCCCACCUCCACGCCAUGAACAGGGGGAGCCACGGAGGGCGCAAAGCACCUCUGGUUUCCGCAGCCAACAGAAGGCCGGCUCGGCUUCUGAGGCACACAGGGAGGUCUCAGGGAAUUGAGAGAACCACUCUGGAAGAACCAAACCUGCCGCCUCUCCAAAGAAGGAGGAGUGUGCCGGUGCUGAGAGUAGCUCCCGCAACAACAGCGCCGCCAGCCCCACAGCGCAUCCCCGGGGCCCCAGUGAGACCUAAGCAGAGACCAGUAGCCCCGAGCUCUCCCCGUCACAUGAUCCGAGAUGAGGGGUCCUCAGCUCGCUCGAGAAUGUUGCGUUUCCCCUCUGGAUCCAGCUCCCCCAACAUCCUCGCCAGCUUUGCGGGCAAGAAUAGGGUGUGGGUCAUAUCGGCCCCUCACGCCUCGGAGGGCUACUACCGCCUCAUGAUGAGCCUCCUGAAGGACGACGUGUACUGUGAGCUGGCUGAAAGGCACAUCCAGCAGAUCGUGCUCUUCCACCAGCCGGGCGAGGAAGGGGGCAAGGUGCGGAGGAUCACCAGCGAGGGCCGGGUCCUGGAGCAGCCCCUGGACCCCAUCCUCAUCCCCAAGCUGAUGAGCUUCCUGAAGCUGGAGACGGGCAAGUUUGGCAUGGUGCUGUUGAAGAAGACGCUGCAGGUCGAGGAGCGCUACCCUUACCCCGUCAGGCUGGAGGCCCUGUAUGAGAUCAUCGACCAAGGCCCCAUCCGCAAGAUAGAGAAAAUCAGGCAGAAGGGUUUUGUCCAAAAAUGUAAGGCCUCUGGGGUCGAGGGCCAGGUGGUGGAGGAGGGGAACAACGGUGGAGGGGCAGGGAAGCCGGGCGUGAGCGGUGAGAAGAGGAAGGACGACCAGAGGCGAGCCCAAGUCCCACCGACCAGAGAGAGCCGGCUGAAGGUGCUGAGAAAGCCGGCCACCACCACGGCCGCCCCUCCCCCGCCGCCUCCAACCCCAAGGGCCACCACCCUGCCUCCUGCCGCUGUCCCAACAGCGCCCCGGGCCGCCUCUCGGGUGGUAACUGCCGCUGCGAGGCUGACGACCACCGCGGCCUUUCCCACCACCCAGAGGCCCUGGACCCCCAGGGUGCACCCCUCCUCAGAUGCCCACAGGCCCCCGGCAACGGCGGAGGUGGCCCCUGCCAGGGAGCCCGUGGCCUCAGAGAAUCUCUACCCUCAGGCCAGGAAGGAGCAGCACCGGGAGAGGCUGCAGACCACCAGAAGGCCCAGCAAGGCCACCAGCUUCGAGAGCUUCACGGCUGCCCCUCCCACCACCAUCUCAGAGCACGGCACAAGGGCGGGCGCGGGACGUGUCCGGGACAACCGCACAGACAGGCGCGAGCAUGGCCGCCGGGACCCGAGUGCGGUGCCGGCUGCUCACAAGCCAGCCAAGGGGAAACCUCCCAAAAAGAAAGCCCAGGACAAAAUUCUGAGCAAUGAGUAUGAGAGUAAGUACGACCUGAGCAGGCCUACUGCCUCCCAGCUGGAGGAGGAGUUGCAGGUGGGGAAUAUUCCCCCCCAAAAAACAAAGGAAUCGAAAAAGCACGACAAGCUGGAGAAACCUGAGAAGGAGAAGAAAAAAAAGGUGAAAAAUGAGAAAGCAGACAAGUUACUCAAGAGUGAAAAGCAGGUGAAGAAGGAGAAGGCUGAGAAAAAGAGCAGGCAGGAGAAAGAGAAGAGCAAGAAGAAGAAAGCAGGUAAAACAGAGCAGGAGGGCUACCUGAAACCCACCACCAAACACUUCGCUCAGAGUCCCAGGAAGUCAGUGACCGAUCUGCUGGGGUCCUUUGAAGGCAAACGAAGGCUGCUUCUGAUCACGGCUCCGAAGGCUGAAAACAACAUGUAUGUGCAGCAGCGAGAUGAGUAUCUGGAAAGUUUCUGCAAGAUGGCCACCAGGAAAAUCUCCGUGAUCACCAUCUUUGGCCCUGUCAACAACAGCACCAUGAAAAUCGACCACUUCCAGCUAGAUAAUGAAAAACCCAUGCGUGUGGUGGAUGAUGAGGACUUGGUAGACCAGCAUCUCAUCAGUGAGCUGAGGAAAGAAUAUGGAAUGACCUAUAAUGACUUCUUCAUGGUGCUCACAGAUGUGGACCUGAGAGUCAAGCAAUACUAUGAGGUGCCUAUAUCAAUGAAGUCUGUGUUCGAUUUGAUCGAUACAUUCCAGUCCCGAAUCAAAGACAUGGAAAAGCAGAAGAAGGAGGGCAUUGUUUGCAAGGAAGACAAGAAGCAAUCAUUGGAAAACUUCCUAUCCAGGUUCCGAUGGAGAAGGCGGUUGCUGGUGAUCUCUGCCCCUAAUGAUGAAGACUGGGCCUAUUCACAGCAGCUCUCGGCCCUCAGUGGCCAGGCCUGCAAUUUUGGUCUGCGCCACAUAACCAUUCUGAAACUUUUAGGGGUUGGAGAGGAAGUUGGGGGAGUUUUAGAACUGUUCCCAAUUAAUGGGAGUUCUGUUGUGGAGAGAGAAGACAUACCAGCCCAUUUGGUGAAAGACAUCCGGAACUAUUUUCAAGUGAGCCCGGAGUACUUCUCCAUGCUUCUAGUUGGAAAAGAUGGAAAUGUCAAAUCCUGGUACCCUUCCCCAAUGUGGUCCAUGGUGAUUGUGUAUGAUUUAAUUGAUUCGAUGCAACUCCGGAGACAGGAAAUGGCCAUUCAGCAGUCACUGGGGAUGCGCUGCCCUGAAGAUGAGUACGCAGGCUACGGUUACCAUGGCUACCACCAAGGGUACCAGGAUGGUUAUCAGGAUGACUACCGUCACCAUGAGAGUUACCACCAUGGAUACCCUUACUGAACAGAAAUACGUAACCUUAGCCCCAGCCAGCUUCCCCUGCAGCUGUUAAAGCCACAAGCGGCCAGCUAUGGAAAGGAGUUUUUCCACACCGCCUACAUUCCCUGCCUUUUUCUUUCUGUGUUCUUCCAAAAUUAAAUAAAUAGCAAACUUUUGCCAA